AUGGCCAUCGAUUGGGAUGCACCGACAUCAAAGGUCCUGCCACCGGCGAAGCUGGCGCAUGUGGUUCUACGUACAAACAAGCUCGAGGAGAUGGUCAAUUUCUACAAGACCUUCCUGGGUGCCGAAGCGAUGUACGAAAACGAGAUUUUGGCUUUCUUGACCUACGACGACGAGCAUCAUCGCAUUGCACUAGUGCAAGUUCCGGGCACCAAAGACAAAGACCGCCAGUCCUGUGGCCUUGAGCAUAUCGCCUUUACCUAUGAGUCGUUGACUGAUCUGCUGCUGGCCUACAGGCAACGCAAGGUGAGAUCGAUCAAUCCAUUCUGGCCGGUGAACCAUGGCCCCACCACCUCGAUCUACUACAAAGAUCCGGAUGGCAAUAUGCUCGAAACGCAAGUGGACAACUUUGACGAUGCCGACUCGGCCACGCAAUUUAUGAAGUCCCCGGCCUUCGCUGAAAAUCCGAUUGGGGUAGACUUUGAUCCGGAAGAGUUUAUCUCUCGCUUAUCUGCCGGCGAGAGCGAGGCAGAGCUGAAGACAAGGAAAGACAUUGGCCCCAGAGGCAUCCCAGAGUUUGCCUAA
Molecule: messenger RNA, 582 nt
Organism: Cladophialophora psammophila CBS 110553
Lineage: Eukaryota; Fungi; Ascomycota; Eurotiomycetes; Chaetothyriales; Herpotrichiellaceae
Exons: 1
Coding region: 1-582 (193 amino acids)
Molecular function (GO): ferrous iron binding; catalytic activity
Source: RefSeq, a predicted model, not a curated record